AUAUUCCAACAAGGUGCAAGCUAAUCCUCCAUUCAUCACCAUGAACCCCUUAGAUCCUAAAGAAUUUAGAAAGCAAGGGCACAUGAUCAUUGACUUCCUUGCUGAUUACUACCAGAAUGUUGCCAACUAUCCAGUGUUAAGCCAAGUAGAACCUGGUUACCUUGCAAAAUUGUUGCCCCCUUUUGCCCCUCACAAUCCUGAAUCCAUUGAAACCAUCCUACAAGACUUGCAGCAACACAUAAUCCCAGGCAUAACUCACUGGCAGAGUCCUAAUUACUUUGCUUACUUUCCCUCCAGUGGAAGCACAGCAGGGUUUCUUGGAGAGAUGAUAAGCACUGGACUCAAUGUUGUUGGGUUCAACUGGGUGUCAUCUCCGGCCGCAACAGAGCUAGAAAGCAUUGUCAUGGAUUGGCUUGGCCAGGCUCUAAAGCUCCCUGAUGCUUUCCUUUUCAAAGGUGGUGGAGGAGGUGUUUUGCUAGGGACAACUUGUGAGGCCAUCUUGGCCACACUAGUUGCAUCCAGAGAUCAAAUCCUUCAUCAAAUCGGUAGCGAAAAUUUAACAAAGCUUGUUGUUUAUGGCUCUGAUCAAACACAUUGUUCAGUUCAAAAAGCAGCUCAUAUAGUAGGAAUUCACCCCAAAAACAUCAGGGCCAUCAAGACUGUGAAGUCAAAAUCAUUCAGUUUGGAACCAGAAGCUCUAUUAUCAGCAAUUCAGUCAGAUGUUAAAAAGGGGUUGGUUCCUUGUUAUCUCUGUGUCACUGUGGGCACAACUUCAACAACUGCAAUUGAUCCAAUAGGACCACUGUGUAAGGUGGCAAAAGAUUACUCCAUGUGGGUCCAUGUUGAUGCUGCUUAUGCCGGUAGUGCAUGCAUUUGCCCUGAGUUUCGACACUUGAUUGAUGGUGUUGAGGAUGCUGACUCGUUUAGCUUCAAUGCUCACAAAUGGUUUCUGACAAACUUAGACUGUUGCUGCCUUUGGGUGAAGGAUCCACCUUCUCUGGUAAAGUUCUUGUCAACAAAUUCAGUGUACUUGGAGAACAGUGCUUCCGAGACCAAGCAAGUGGUGGACUACAAAGAUUGGCAGAUACCGUUAAGCCGGAGAUUUCGCGCACUGAAGGUGUGGCUUGUGCUCCGAAGUUAUGGUGUGGCUAAUCUUCGAAACUUCCUUAGGAGUCAUGUUGAAAUGGCAAAAACUUUUGAGGAGUUGGUAAAGAAGGACACCAGGUUUGAGAUUGUAGUCCCUAGAAAUCUUGCUGUUGUUUUCUUUAGGCUUUUACCAUCAGUGACUACAAAGUUUGCUAAUGGAAAGGUCCAAAAUGGAAAUCUCAUUGCUAAUGGAAAGGUCCAAAAUGGAAAUAUCAUUGCCAAUGGAAAGGUCCAAAACGGAGACCUCAAAACUAAGGAUGUUGCAAAUGAGAUGAAUCGUAAACUGUUAGAUUCCAUAAAUGGUUCAGGCACUGUGUACAUGACUCAUGCUGUUGUUGGAGGAAUUUUUGUGAUUAGGUGUGCAAUAGGGGCAACCUUAACAGAAGAAAUGCAUGUGAUCAAGGCCUGGAAGGUGGUGCAAGAACAUGCAGAUGUCAUCAUAAAAUACUAAAUCAAAUCUAUAUCUGACAGGAAAAGACUCAAGAUACUCUUUAAUGGUUAAAUUGUUGCAAAAUAGGUAUUUCUUUCAACAAAUGAUCCAGGUCAGCAAAGUGCUAAUAAGGAUUCUUUGUUAAUUGUUAUCCUUCGGAGCAAGUUUAUAUGUAUGUGUCAAAUGUAAUACUUUUUAAUCCUUGAUUGCAGUCAUAUUCCGUACCAAUUACCACAAAGGUCUGUAAAUAAGGUCACAAGGACCGCAUAAUCAUUCAUUUGGUAUAUUAACAUGGAAUUUGUAGAUA
Molecule: messenger RNA, 1883 nt
Organism: Lotus japonicus
Lineage: Eukaryota; Viridiplantae; Streptophyta; Magnoliopsida; Fabales; Fabaceae
Product: tyrosine/DOPA decarboxylase 2-like
Exons: 1
Coding region: 41-1597 (518 amino acids)
Biological process (GO): amino acid metabolic process
Molecular function (GO): carboxy-lyase activity; pyridoxal phosphate binding
Source: RefSeq, a predicted model, not a curated record